GUGGGGGCGCGCGCGGGGCCAGGAGCCACGGCCGCCAAGCGCGGUCUGGGGAGAGCCCGAGAUGCGCCUGCUUCGAGCCUGCUGCUGUCUUCUCUACCGGUUGGGGCUCCUCUCCCUCGGGAUCGGUUCAGGACUGCAGUUCGCCCCCGACAGCGAGGAGUGGGAAGUCGUGUUUCCUGCACUCUGGCGCCGGGAGCCGGUGGACGCAGCCGGCGGCAGCGGGAGCAGCGCAGACCCCGGCUGGGCGCGCGGCGGAGGUGCCCGGGCGCAGGCUGCCAGCAGCUCCCGCGAGGUGCGCUCGGUGGCCCCGGCGCCGCUGGCCGAGCCCGCGGAGGGGCAGGCCGAGCCCCGGUUCCGGCCUCCGCCGCCGCCGGGGGGUGAGGAGGACGAGGAGCUCGAGUCGCAGGAGCUGCCGCGGGGAUCCGGCGGCGCGGCCGUCCUGUCCCCGGGCGCCCCGGCCUCGUGGCAGCCGCCCCCAUCCCCGCCCCCGGCCCAGCGAGGCGAGCCGGACAGCGACGAGGUGCUGCUGAGGGUCCCCGCCUUCUCCCGGGACCUGUACCUGCUGCUCCGGAGGGACGGCCGCUUCCUGGCAUCGCGCUUCGCCGUGGAACAGUGGCCACAGCCGGGCCCCGGCCCCACGCGGACGGCGUCCGCCCCGCACCCGCCCGCGCCCCCCGACGCCGCCUGCUUUUACACCGGGGCGGUGCUGCGGCACCCCGGCUCGCUGGCCUCUUUCAGCACCUGUGGAGGUGGCCUGAUGGGGUUUAUACAGCUGAAUGAAGACCUCAUAUUUAUUGAACCACUCAAUGAUACAGUGGCCAUAACAGGUCACCCACACCGAGUAUACAGGCAGAAGAGAUCUGUGGAGGAAAAAGCCACGGAGAAGUCAGCUCUUCGCAGUCUUUACUGUGGUAUCAUCUCAGAUAAAGGAAGACCUAAGUCUAAAAAAAUAACAGAAACUGGAAGAGGGAAACGAUAUUCAUACAAAUUACCUCAAGAAUACAACAUAGAGACUGUAGUGGUUGCAGAUCCAGCAAUGGUUUCCUAUCAUGGAGCAGAUGCAGCCAGGAGGUUCAUUCUAACCAUCUUAAAUAUGGUUUUUAACCUUUUCCAACACAAGAGUCUUGGUGUGCAGGUCAAUCUUCGUGUGAUAAAGCUAAUUCUGCUCCAUGAAACUCCAGCAGAUUUGUAUAUUGGGCACCAUGGAGAGAAAAUGCUAGAAAGCUUUUGUAAGUGGCAACAUGAAGAAUUUGGCAAAAAGAAUGACAUACACUUAGAGAUGUCCACAAGCUGGGGAGAAGACACGACGCCAGUGGAUGCAGCUAUACUUAUAACAAGGAAAGAUUUCUGUGUACACAAAGAUGAGCCCUGUGAUACUGUUGGUAUAGCUUACUUGAAUGGAAUGUGUAGUGAGAAGAGAAAAUGUAUUAUUGCUGAAGACAAUGGCCUCAAUCUUGCAUUUACAAUUGCUCAUGAAAUGGGUCACAACAUGGGUAUUAAUCAUGACAAUGACCACCCCUCAUGUGCUGAUGGUCUUCAUAUCAUGUCUGGUGAAUGGAUUAAAGGACAGCACCUUGGUGAUGUUUCAUGGUCUGCAUGUAGCAAAGAAGAUUUGGAAAGAUUUCUCAGGUCAAAGGCAAGUAACUGCUUGCUACAGACAAACCCGCAGAGUUUCAAUUCUGUGAUGGUUCCCUCCAAGCUGCCAGGGAUGAUAUACACAGCAGAUGAGCAAUGUCAGAUUCUCUUUGGGCCUUUGGCAUCCUUCUGUCAAGAGAUGCAGCAUGUUAUUUGUACAGGAUUGUGGUGCAAGGUGGAAGGGGAGAAAGAAUGCAAGACCAAACUGGACCCACCAAUGGAUGGAACCGACUGUGAUCCUGGUAAGUGGUGUAAGGCUGGAGAGUGUACCAGCAGGACCUCAGCACCUGAACAUCUGGCGGGAGAGUGGACUGAGUGGAGUUCCUGUAGCCGGACCUGCAGUGCUGGGACCAGCAGUCGGGAGCGCAGAUGUCCAGGGCUAGGUUCUGAAGCAAGGGAUUGUAAUGGUCCCAGAAAACAAUACAGAAUUUGUGAGAAUCCACCUUGUCCUGCAGGUUUGCCUGGAUUCAGAGACUGGCAAUGUCAGGCCUAUAGUGUUAGAACUUCAUACCCAAACCAUGUACUUCAGUGGCAAGCUGUUUUGGAUGAAGAGAAACCAUGCGCCUUGUUUUGCUCUCCUGUUGGAAAAGAGCAGCCUGUUCUUCUAUCGGAAAAAGUAAUGGAUGGGACUUCUUGUGGCUAUCAGGGAUUAGAUAUAUGUGCAAAUGGCAGAUGCCAGAAAGUUGGUUGUGAUGGCCUAUUAGGGUCUCUUGCAAGGGAAGAUCACUGUGGGGUUUGCAAUGGCAAUGGAAAAUCAUGCAAAAUCAUUAAAGGGGAUUUUAAUCACACCAGAGGCGCAGGCUACGUAGAAGUGCUGGUGAUACCCACUGGAGCAAGGAGAAUCAGAGUUGUGGAGGAAAAGCCUGCACAUAGCUAUUUAGGUAACCCGCGUUACAGACACAGAGCCAAGCCAACUCUCCGCGAUGCUGGCAAACACUCUAUUAACAGUGACUGGAAGAUCGAACACUCUGGGGCGUUCAGUUUAGCUGGCACUACUGUCCAUUACGUAAGACGAGGGUUAUGGGAGAAGAUCUCCGCCAAAGGUCCCACCACAACACCUCUGCACCUCCUGGUGCUUCUUUUUCAAGAUCAAAAUUAUGGUCUUCACUAUGAAUACACUGUCCCGUUAGAUCCGCUUCCGGAGAAUCAGAGCUCUAAAGCACCCGAGCCUCUCUUCAUGUGGACGCACACAGGCUGGGAGGACUGCGAUGCUACGUGUGGAGGAGGAGAAAGGAAGACAACAGUGUCCUGCACAAAAAUCAUGAGCAAAAAUAUCAGCAUUGUGGACAACAAGAAAUGCAAAUACUUAAGCAAGCCAGAGCCACAAAUUCGAAGGUGUAAUGAGCAGCCCUGUCAAACAAGGUGGAUGAUGACUGAAUGGACCACAUGUUCAAGAACGUGUGGAAAGGGAAUGCAGAGCAGACAGGUGGCCUGCACACAGCAGCUGAGCAAUGGAACUCUAACCAGAGCCCGGGAGAGAGACUGUGCUGGACCUAAGCCGGCCUCUGCUCAGCGCUGCGAGGGCCAGGACUGCAUGACCGUGUGGGAGGCGGGAGUGUGGUCUGAGUGUUCUGUCAAGUGUGGCAAAGGUGUUCGCCAUCGAACUGUCAGGUGUACUAACCCAAGAAAGAAAUGUGUCCUCUCCACCAGGCCCAGGGAGGCUGAGGACUGUGAGGACUACUCCAAGUGCUACGUGUGGAGGAUGGGUGACUGGUCCAAGUGCUCAAUUACCUGUGGCAAAGGAAUGCAGUCCCGCGUUAUCCAGUGCAUGCAUAAGAUCACAGGAAGACACGGAAAUGAAUGUUUUUCAUCAGAAAAACCUGCAGCGUACAGGCCAUGUCACCUUCAGCCUUGCAAUGAGAAGAUUAAUGUAAAUACAAUAACAUCACCCAGACUGGCUGCUCUGACUUUCAAAUGCCUGGGAGAUCAGUGGCCAGUAUACUGUCGAGUGAUACGUGAGAAGAAUCUGUGUCAGGACAUGCGGUGGUAUCAGCGUUGCUGUGAGACCUGCAGGGACUUCUAUGCUCAAAAGCUACAGCGAAAGAGCUGACCUCUGGCCUGCUGGCUCACAGCUCUUUGUGUUACAGUAUUUAUAAACACACACACUAGCGUGAUUUUCAGACCAAAUAUUAUCAGAUUACAUAUAAUUUAAUCAAAUUAAUUUAUUUUUUGCCUGUCAAACAUCCCAUGUGGUGUUUUGGUUAUACAGACAUUUUGAUCUAUGCUAUAAGGCUUCAUAAAUAAUUUUAUAUGAAUGAAUAAGUUGGUUCUAAUAACCUAAUUACAAUAAAAAGGAACAAAAAGCGAUCAUUAGACUUUUUUUUUUGGUUUAAGUUAGGGCUGUCUCUAAGGUGCUACUUUCUCUCCACCAAUACCAUUGAGUUAUCCAGUAUAUAUACUACCUUAGCAUUAUAGUUUAGUUACACAUGGAGGAAUAUUUUGGGUUUUUGUUAUUUUGUUUUUUGGUGUCCUGCUGCAGAAUUAGCCCAUUUUCUGUAAUCUGCAGGAGAUGUGUAAACAUAACAAACCUCAUAGUGUUGAACAGAAUUUUAGAGAAUGUAUUAUGAAUUUGAUUAAGAUUUAGGGACAUCCGUGGAAAAAUUCUACUGUAAUUUUAACCUUGUUUUUAUAAUGAAAAAGUCAAACAGAGACUUUGAUCAUGUUCAUGAACCUGUACUUGAACACAAGUAUUGUAACAAUGAAACACUGUAAUGAUUUACACUGAAUCACCAUGGCACUGUUGAUAUAGUGUAGAGAAACUGUUAUAGAAAUGGUAACAUCCUACAAAAAUGUGUAUUAUGUUAACAUGUUGUCAUUAGAUUUUAGUACUUUAAAUAUUUUGAACAAAGAAAACAUUGCUCCAUCAUCCAUAUUUUGUAUCUGUUUAGCAGAUUUAUGAAACAGUAUAGUACAUAGAUUGCAAAUUAUGAAAUUUACUAAAUACUUUUAAGCCUUUUUCCUAGGUAUAGGGAAGCACAAAGGGGGAUGAUAUUGUGGUAGUUUCAUUGUAUUACUUUCCUUUUAAAAUUAAAAAGUUUUACAAUUCUGUGAAAUGUUCGAAAGCCAACUUAAAUUUUUUUUCCUGUGAGAAGAUAUUGUAUGUGAUUCACAUGAUUUCUUAGACUUUUUUUUUUCAAUAAAAUAUGUGAAACUUCCUUUCGGGAGCUGCUUCUUUAGAGGUCUCUCACAUUUCCCUGGGUUGGCAAGAAAAGACACUGUCUGCUUUUGUUCCACAUUAUCUUCUAAAGAAUGUUUGUAUAGUGAACCAUCAUGCAAAAUAAUGUUUCUCUGAAACAAAGGCAAAGGUGCUUAGUUCUUAUUAAAAAAUUUUCAGGUUUCUCUUUUAUAAUUCACUGCAUGUACAGAUAUCACCUGACUGUUUUCAUUGUACCCGGUAUAAAAUGUGCUCAGAGAACCAGUACAAAAAAAUACAGAUUCUCUGAGCACUGAGAUUGCUGUAAUAAAGUCCUUUGUCUGUAA
Cavia porcellus (domestic guinea pig) is the source of this 5115-nucleotide messenger RNA. RefSeq names its product ADAM metallopeptidase with thrombospondin type 1 motif 19 (gene Adamts19). The coding region runs from base 62 to 3685 and encodes 1207 amino acids. NCBI's taxonomy places the organism in Eukaryota, Metazoa, Chordata, Mammalia, Rodentia, Caviidae. The record is from RefSeq and is a predicted model, not a curated record. The transcript is spliced from 23 exons. Gene Ontology annotation, molecular function: metalloendopeptidase activity. Gene Ontology annotation, biological process: extracellular matrix organization; proteolysis. Gene Ontology annotation, cellular component: extracellular matrix.